Fusarium odoratissimum NRRL 54006 is the source of this 1845-nucleotide messenger RNA. RefSeq lists its product as uncharacterized. NCBI's taxonomy places the organism in Eukaryota, Fungi, Ascomycota, Sordariomycetes, Hypocreales, Nectriaceae. The transcript is spliced from 2 exons. The record is from RefSeq and is a predicted model, not a curated record. The coding region runs from base 300 to 1022 and encodes 240 amino acids.
GUCGUAGAAACUCUAUGUUUAGCGGGAACUCACUGGAAUAUGUCGUCACUGCCUGCCCACCUACUGGGUCCUGCCUGCCACCUGGAGCUCUUCCCGUGCUUGGGCAGCCUUCAGAGAUGAGGUGAGAAGGUGGGCGGGAACUGCUGAUCACCAAACAAAUUCCAUCCCUUCACUACAACCACUUCGACUUCAUCACCUAAACUUUCCCCUCCCUCCAAACACAAACAUACGUGCUUCCUGUCUUGAUAGACUUGACUGAUACACACUUUACAGAGUCAACCAUAAUCUCACUGUCAACCAUGAGCACUCUCAGGCCGUUGCGCGGCGGCUGCCAAUGCGGCCGAAACCGUUACAUAAUUGCUGUUCCUCAAAAUGGCAUCAAUGAGGCACAGGUUCUCUUCAACACUGAGUCUGCACAUCAGAUACCUCUUGCAACUCCACUGGCCGCCUACAUCCGAGUUCCGCUUUCAUGGUAUCAUAGUACCACCUACUCUUUCUUCCCCGACGAGACACACGCCUUGAUUCGACGAGUUUAUACACACCCUAGCCAACAAUACUCAAAACGUCACUUUUGCGGCUACUGUGGUACGCCACUGUCCUACUGGUCCGAAAACCCGCAUACCGAGGCCGAAUUCAUCAACCUUACGCUCGGAAGCUUGCUGAGGGAGGACUUGCGAGAUCUGGAAGACAUGGGAUUGAUUCCAGAAGAGGAAGAUGACAAAGCCCCAGCAGGCCAGUCACCGGCAGUGGUGGGUAGGAACACUGCAUUGCGUCAGUCGUAUGGAGUUCCCUGGUUUGAUGGCAUGGUAGAAGGAACACGCCUAGGUAACAUGCGCCGAAGCCAAGGUGUCAAACAAUCUCAUGAUGGCCGAGUCAAGGUCGAGUGGGAGAUUGUCGAAUAUUCCAAUGGCGAAGAAUCGACGGCUCCGAUGGAAGAAGAUAACGAUGCGGAGAUGUCGAACCCAGGAAAGCGAAAGCUACAGGACAGGGACGACUCGGAGGCAGGUGCUGUUGGGAACUAGGAAGUACUGCUGACCGAAUUGGGCUCAAUUGUGACUGUUGUAAUAUCGAGGAAGCUGACGACUGAUGGGAUAAUGAUGAGGGGCCCUUGCUAAAAUUCCGACGGCGAGAGGCGUUGACAAGUGCAUAUUCGCAGCGAUUUCAACAACCCCAUGGCUCUUGGAUGACAUGUUGGCUCAAUCUCGGUUGUCAUAUUAGAUAGUUUGCGAAAAAGAUUGUACUGCCAUGCUUUCUGAACCUGCGUUAUCAUGUGAAUAUCUGAGCCAUUAUCCUUGUAUGCUGAUGAAUUAGGAGAAGCUACCAGUUUAAGAAAACCAAACGAUAAGCAGAUAUGCAUGGAUAUAUGGUGAUAGCGAAAAGACAAAAUCCGUCAUUGAGCCGCAUGGGGAGUCCGGAUAUCUGGGCCGUUCCGUUAGUACCUAUGACUGGUGUUUCGGGCCUAGCAGCCAUGGCAGCCCGGGAAAUUCGGGGGCAAUGCAGUCCGGACCGUUUGAUAGAGUGGGAACAGGAACCGGGAGAGAGCGACACGGCAGGCACAUGCAAAAUAGAGAAGCAAUGAGGAUCACAGUUACAGCACAGCAUCCGAAACACAAUGCAGCCUAAACAAUGGGAAACAGUGGUGGGAGGACCCUUGGAUCUCGAGGCCGAGACACCACGUGCAGAGCAUAAGAUCUCGGGAAUCAACUAAUUCCUCCUGCAUUUGAUUCAUCCGGUGAGGCGAAGUUGCAGCGGUCAUUACAGAGCGUGCCGAAGUUCUGGCGAUAGCGGGCUGUCGUGGCGCCGGAGAGGCGGGCCGAAGGCUCGAGUAGGCACAUAUGAGCGGGA